ACAGUAAUCAAUUACACACUUAAAUGUUUCAAUUCUUCAAAACUCCCUCUCUACUUUUUCUCUGCAAAACUCUGUCUCCCACUUCAGAGCUCUAUAAACUUCAUCUUCUGCUUAAAGGACUGAGCGUGUGGGGAUCAAGAGCGAUUAUUUUAAAUAAAUAAACAUGGGCAACUAUAAAUAAAGAAUCGAUCAAUUUUAGAGAGAGAGAGAGAGGGGGACAGAGAGAGAGAGAGAUGUGGAAAUGGCUCUGUUCAGGCAUGGAGGGACAGAGAGAGGUGUCCUAAGGGUUUAUGGGAAGAGGGGGAGGAGGUUUGGGAGACAUGAAAAGGGGAAGAAGCUAUCGAUCGGUGGAGUUAUAGCCAUUUUCACGGUUGUUUUGCUGCUCACGUUUUUGGCCUUUGGUUACGUUUCUCGUGGGAAAAAUGAGAAAAUGAAGGAUUAUAAGGAAGAUUCCUCUAAUGGGACCUCUGGAUCUAAAGUCCUCAAAUUUGGUCACGGUUUUGUUAGCAGCCUUGAGCGAGACUCCAGGGAUUGGGACCGUGAUGACAGGAGAAGGGAUGAUGCAUACAAUGAAGACACUGCUGACCUCUCUAAUGCUGAUGCUAAUAACAACGGAGAAGGGAAAAAAUCUUCAAAGGAUAUGCAUGAAAACUCCAUAGAAAAGCAGCAGAUGAAACCUAAAAGUAUGGGGCUGUAUAAUGAAGCUGGGCGUCAUGAAUUGGACCAAUACCGAGCUGAGUAUGAGGCAUCUUUGCAUGGGGGAGAGAGUAACGGGGUGGGAAACCUUAGUGAAGAAGAAGAUUUGAUUGAUGAAUAUGAUGAUGGGUUCGAUGCACAGGAUACUCAUCAUGAAGAUACUGAUGUCAAAGAUAGGAGGGAGGAUGAUCACCCAAGUUCCUCUAAUACUAUUUCAGGUGAUCGUCAAGGCUCUGAUGGUAUGAACGGUGGAGAAGGAAGCAACCCAGAAUUGGACAAGCAUUUGGAGAAUGAUUCCUCUAUAGUUGGGGAGGGUUUCAGUGCUGGUAAAAUGGAAGGAGAUCAUGUGGGUUUUGUAGAAGGUGGGUCUUCCCAAAUGACUGGCUCUGUGAAGAAAUCAUUUUCAAAAAAGAAAGGGAAGCGUCAUAAAUUUGCAGGUGCUUCCUGUGACAUGAAGCUCUUAAACUCUACUGCACAACUUGUGGAGCCCUUGCAGAGCAAAAAAUUUUCAAGGUUCUCCCUGCAAUACACAGAAGUAGAGGAGAGGCCGAGUGGGGUAGAGCAAUGGGAACCUAGGUUUGCUGGUCAUCAGACACUACGAGAAAGGGAGGAGACAUUUUAUGCUCGUGACCAGAGGAUUAACUGCGGCUUUGUCAAAGCGCCUAAAGGAUACCCAAGUACUGGUUUUGACUUGGCAGAAGAUGACAUGAAGUACAUGCAAAGAUGCCACAUAGCUGUGUCUUCAUGCAUUUUUGGGAACUCUGAUAACUUGAGAACACCUACGGGCAAAAUGGUCUCACGGUUGUCAAGAAAAAAUGUAUGUUUUGUAAUGUUUGUGGAUGAGAAUACAUUGCAAACAUUGUCUUCAGAAGGUCAAAAACCUGACACCAUGGGAUAUAUUGGUUUAUGGAAGAUUGUGGUUGUGAGGAAUCUACCUUACACUGACAUGCGGCGUGUAGGGAAAAUUCCAAAGUUCCUUACUCAUCGACUUUUCCCAGCAGCCAGGUACUCCAUCUGGCUCGAUAGCAAGCUGCGCCUUCAAAGAGAUCCCCUCCUGAUCUUGGAGUAUUUCCUCUGGCGUCAUAACUAUGAGUAUGCAAUAUCCAAUCACUAUGAUAGACAUUGCGUGUGGGAGGAGGUGUUGCAAAACAAGAAAUUAAAUAAAUUCAACCACACCAUCAUUGAUCAGCAGUUUGCCUUCUACCAGCAUGACGGGUUAAAGAGAUUUAACGCUUCAGAUCCUGAUAAAUUUUUACCCAGCUAUGUCCCCGAGGGAUCUUUCAUCAUAAGAGCGCAUACACCUAUGUCAAAUCUGUUUUCAUGUCUAUGGUUCAAUGAAGUCGAUAGGUUCACACCCCGUGAUCAGCUCAGCUUUGCAUACACUUCCUUGAAGUUGAGAAGGAUGAACCCUGGGAAACCAUUCUACUUUAACAUGUUCAAGGAUUGUGAAAGGAGGAGCAUUGCAAAGCUAUUCCAUCACAGGUCAGAGGAGAAGAGGAACUUGCCCUUGCAGGCAGAUGGGUGAAGUGAGGAUUAUACAGGAGUUCGGCACGUAAAGCUCUCACUUUCUUCUCAUGUGAGCCAGUGAUGCAUGCACAUGUUUAUAUAAUGUCAGAUGGGUCUCACUGAAAAUUACGAUUGCUUCUCCUGAAAUCUUUGCCCCCACACAUUUAAAUGACACGCGAGUUAUUCCGUGGAUUCAAAUUGUUAACCCUCCAUUGAGGUCACAGCUCAGGGGCGAGGAUUGCAUUCUUUUAUUCUCUUUCAUUUAUGAACAAAUAGUAUUGGUUUAGUUCCUCAUCUUUUUGGGGAUUGGGCAAAAUCUCCAGUUCUUAUGUACCAAAAGGCCCUUUUAGUCUUUAACAGACAUGGUAUUCUCCUCUCGGCUUUUGUGCUCGAGAUUUGUGCUUUCUUGCUUCUCUAACUUCUUAUUCGUCGAUCCAUUGUUCCCUGACCACUUUCUGUAUUUUGGCUAAUAUUGAAGGAUGUGGUGAUUGGUUUACCUUUUAGGCCAAGAACUUUC
Messenger RNA from Amborella trichopoda, 2719 nucleotides. RefSeq lists its product as uncharacterized. NCBI's taxonomy places the organism in Eukaryota, Viridiplantae, Streptophyta, Magnoliopsida, Amborellales, Amborellaceae. The record is from RefSeq and is a predicted model, not a curated record.